AAGUAAGUGUAUAUUCAGUCAAAAGUGAGUUGUGAUGGUCUGGUGGGGCGACUCUUAGACUACUAGUAGUGCAGUGUUUGUGCGAACAGUGCUUACAAUUCUGAAACGAAUAUGUGUUUUGUGUUACAGAGAGAGAGUCACAGAGAGUGCGAGUGAGUACUCGCUCUCUCGGCUCAGGCCUACUCUCCUUCUCUCUCUCGCUCUCUCUCUUGACUCAAGUGAUCGUUUGUGCGCUCAUCUCAUCCACUAUUAGGCUGAGCCGCACAGGCAUACCAUACCAUACCAUACCAUACCCAUAGCCUACACACCACACAACCAGCCAUUGAUUGCAGCAUUUGUUGUGGAAUUUACUACACCUUCAGAGCCGUAGUGACUGACAGUCUGUGCGCGAGUGAGCCGUCCGUACGGUAACGGCACCGACAGCCCAGUGAUGCCGCACGGCUCCGACGACUUGGCCUCCAGUGAUGAACUCAAGGUCUUCAAGGAUGAGGGCGAGGAGGAGAACCGGGUGGUCACCGAACACAACCUCAAUGAUCUCAAAUCUAGCCUUAUUACUGAGGGGGAACAGCGAAGGCUCCAGCGCUCCGCCACUCACUUCGGCUAUGGCUAUGGCUAUGGCUAUAGCUCCUUAAGACACAUCCCAUUUGUUUUGGGAGAGAACGUGACCAACAGUGCAGACAAAGGCAUCCCUUAUAGCGAAGGCUCCAGCGCUCCGCCACUCACUUCGGCUAUGGCUAUGGCUAUGGCUAUGGCUAUAGCUAUGGCUAUAGCUGUUGGAUGUGAUGGCUGUAUGGCUAUGACCGAUACGAAAACGACAGUCAAAGAGUCGAGUUGUGGUCGUGGCCCAGAUGUGAACAACACCACCACGUGUGUCCGUUGUCGGUCACGACCUCAAACCCAAUUGACUUGA
Messenger RNA from Oppiella nova, 910 nucleotides. The record is from the annotation of a GenBank genome assembly. Lineage: Eukaryota; Metazoa; Arthropoda; Arachnida; Sarcoptiformes; Oppiidae.